AUUGAAACUUUGUUUAACUGCAUCAAUCCUGCUACCUUGAUUAAUAGAAAGCUGGCCUUAGCGACGACUUGGCGUUCUUGUUUUGUAAGGAAUGGAUGACUUCCAAGCAUCUGAAGAGACUACGUUUGUUCCAGAAGAAGUAAAGAAUAUUGUCAAAGAGUGCAUAGAAAGCAUUGUAGGGUCCAGUUCAUAUUCACAAAGCAAGGUACAACUGUGGACAUCAACCGUAAUUGAACAAUGCCUUAACCAUCUUACCAAACUCGGAAAGCCGUUCAAAUAUAUUGUUACCUGUAUUAUUAUGCAAAAGAGUGGUGCUGGAUUACAUACUGCUAGUUCUUGUUACUGGGAUAGUACUACUGAUGGUAGUUGUACAGUCAAGUGGGAAAACAAAUCUAUGUACUUCAUUGUCACGGUAUUUGGUUUAGCUAUCUGAUCGAUCCCCUUCGAUUUCAAAAGUGAUAUUCAAUCAUCUAAUCAAUUGUAUGGAGACUAUCUGUUGCAUUUUCAUGCUGACUAAUAUUUGUUGUCUGGCUUUGUUGUGAUUAUUAUCUUUAAUAAUAUAGUUUUCAUCACUUUUAAUAUAUUUUUAAUGGUCGACAAUCUUCAAAAUGCCAAACAUUCCAGUUGAAUAAACAUGUUUUAUGUGGCUAUAGAUUUAUGUACAGUUUUUCUUUCUACAUUCAGAUAUGUUGGCAGUGAGUGAAUGAAUGUAUGUAUUAGUGAAGCUGUUUUUUCAAACUCUGUUAAUUGGCGCAUCACAU
This is a messenger RNA of Trichobilharzia szidati, 761 nucleotides long. The record is from the annotation of a GenBank genome assembly. NCBI's taxonomy places the organism in Eukaryota, Metazoa, Platyhelminthes, Trematoda, Strigeidida, Schistosomatidae.